GCUCAUCGCGUUCAUUUUUAUCUGGAAACUUAAUUGUCAUUGUUUAGUUUGGUAUCAGUUCAAAACAGCAAGUACUCUCAGCAGAAACGAAGACAAAGUUGAAGGCAAGCUGCGAUAAGCGCGCUGAACAUGUUUCGCUUCAAACUGCUGGUAAUCAAUGUCCUGAUCACGUGGAACGCAUUUGUCUCUCCUGAAAUUAAGUAUCUUGACAGAUUGUGGACAUUCAAACAGGUUAUGAUCCUGGCUCGUGUAGCACGAAGGAACGGGGUUUGUUAAAAUUGAUAAAGGAUCGUUCAAACAAUGAUAAACUACUAAUUUGCGUCGAACAAAAUGGAAUUUAUGCCUGGAAGACAACGGACGGUAAUGUUUCCGGUGUAAUGUAUCAUAAAAGUUCUGGAAUAUUCUCUUAAAUGUUCUCUUUUUUGUGCCGUGUCUUUUUUGAUCAGCUACAGAGAACAUUUAUUUUCAUUCCAGGUUCCAGUCCAUGUGGGGAAUAUUUCAAUCCCGGCUACGACUGCACGGACAUUCUGAACAAGAAUUUCGAGUCUCGUGAUGGUUUUUAUUGGAUAAAUUUGAAUCAAGGCGCUCCAAAAAGGGUCUAUUGUGAUAUGACAACAGAUGGAGGGGGAUUUGCGCUCAUUGGUAAACUCGACAGUUCUGAAACAUGGAAAGUUCCAUCCAAAAACAAAACAGUUGAUCCAUUUGGUGAAUCUCAGUGGUCCAGUGAGCUCGGUGACGCUCCAGUUCUUGAUUUCAGAAUACAAAUAUCGACAACGGACAACUUAUCUAAGAAAAAUGCUCACUGGUCCUACAGACUGCGAAAUAUACGUCCUCUUAAAAAUAUCAUGGUUGUUAAUCAGGGAGGGUGUGAUGCGUCAUCACCAGGCAUUGGUGACAUCGCUUAUGUCAAAGAUCUCCGGACUGAGAAAAUUGUUACAACAAAAUUCCGUUGCUCACAGUUUGGAACACAUCAACAUUCUUUUCUGAAAAUCGGAUGGGCGAUGAUGAACGAGUGCUUCGAGAAACAAUGUCCUCAAGGUUUUGCCUUUCACCAAAAAUUUCUAAUUCAAACAGACUCGUCCGGGUCGUUCAGCUACAGUGUGGUUGGUGAUACGUCUGGGAUCCGUCACAAUUCAACAGCAUUUAUUGGCUGUGACAAAGGGGUGUGUUGCAGUUGUUUUAGUCCACCAGAUAACACAGAAGAUCUCUGUGGCACCGACUGUAAGGCAAGACUCGGUGCUAAUGUGGUCAAGAAUGUUUAUUCAUGGUUCUGGGUGAGGACAUCUUCUCCAAAGAAAGUUUGGAACAAAUGCAUGGAUUAUCAAGUUUCUGAAGAUGACGGAGACGAGGUCUGGUACAAGUUGGUUAGUCAAAACGUUGUCCCCAAGAGAGGUCGUUGUUCAACAAACGAGGCGCGUUUAAAUGAUGGAAUUAUAGUUAUUCCGGAUGACAGAAAUGUUCCCGAGGUCAGAGGAAUAUUAAAAUUUCAAGAAGAUAAUCAAAAACUUUAUGUAAGGUCAGAUAAUAGCUGGAAUAUGAUAGCAGAAGAAAAGAUUUUAAUUGAAGUCAAUGUUACCGUCACUAAACUUACAUCACGUUUGGAUAAGUUGAAUCGGACAGUGGGAAUAAAAGCGAGUUGCGCCAAUUUCUAUCAAACCGGAGCAAGAAAAGACGGUGUUUACACAAUAGAUCCUGAUGGCCAGGGACCGUUUCAGGUCAGUUGUGAUAUGAGCACAGACGGGGGUGGCUGGACCGUGUUCCAAAGAAGACAAGAUGGAAGUCAAGAUUUCGACCUUGGAUGGUCAGACUAUAAAGCAGGCUUUGGUGAUCUUAACGGCGAGUUCUGGUUGGGCCUUGAUAAAAUACAUCGUUUGUCCAAAUCUGCCCAAAAUGUUCUAAGAGUUGAUUUGAUGGAUUUCAUAGGCGCUGAACGUUACGCUAAAUAUGGAACGUUUAGUUCGGCUGAUGAAUCAGACAAAUACAGAUUGAAUAUUGGCAGUUAUUCAGGUAACGCAGGUGAUUCUCUGCGUUGGCACAAUCAACUACAGUUCACUACCAAAGAUAGUGACAAUGAUAAAGCCCCUAGUAGUAAUUGUGCUAUACACUACCGCGGUGGUUGGUGGUACCAUGCAUGUCAUAGUUGCUACCUCAAUGGCCUGUACCAGAUUGCAGGUCAGAAUCGUGGCAGUGAAAUAUUAUGGAGCGGCUGGCACCAUUAUCCUUUGAAAAAGACAGACAUAAAAAUUCGUCCAAACCAGUUCUAAGAAAAGGACGAGCUUUAGCAGGGAUAUAAAUAUCUGCCAAGAACAUCGAGUGUGUUGAUUUUUUAAUUGUAACAGGAUAAUUCAUGCGAAUCAAUUUGUGAUUGUUUACUAUCAUUCUAGUCGCAAAAAAUACUCUAUUGAUAUAAUAACGGUAUAAUAACAAACCUAAGUCAGUAAUAGUUACUAAGGAGUAAGGAUGCAAAAAUUCAGACCUUUUUACAUCAACUCGAUUAUCCGAUAUUCAAAGGGAAGAAUUUGGAAGAUUCUAUCGCAUUUAGAAUAAUAGCCUAUAUAGUCAUCUCAUCAUUUACCAGGUGGGUUAAGCCGAGUAAAAAAUCAUACUGUGGUACCGGGUUACUAUCGAAAAAGGUGAAAUUUUGUAGUUGUGACGGUAGAGAUUUUUAAUGUCU
Dendronephthya gigantea is the source of this 2674-nucleotide messenger RNA. RefSeq lists its product as uncharacterized. The coding region runs from base 411 to 2264 and encodes 617 amino acids. The record is from RefSeq and is a predicted model, not a curated record. The transcript is spliced from 14 exons. NCBI's taxonomy places the organism in Eukaryota, Metazoa, Cnidaria, Anthozoa, Malacalcyonacea, Nephtheidae.